This is a messenger RNA of Didymodactylos carnosus, 1194 nucleotides long. The record is from the annotation of a GenBank genome assembly. Lineage: Eukaryota; Metazoa; Rotifera; Eurotatoria; Philodinida; Philodinidae.
AUGAAUCGAUCUAUUCAUAUUAAUAAUAAUCAUAUUGUAAAUAAUUCUAUAACUCGACAACAACAACAGCAGCAGCACCUUAAUCAUUCACGUCAAGAACAAAUACAACAAAAUGAUCCACUCACAUCAUCAUCCACCAUUUUACAUCAACAUCAUGAAGCAUAUGUCACUUGUUCGAGUAAAACAUCAUUCUCAGUUGAAAACACUAACUAUUCACUAGAUGAAAACUAUGAUUGUAUAUAUUCUCAGAAAUGUUUUAAAUCUCCACCAAUUGCCACCACAUCAUCACCACCAUCGGACAAUAUUUAUUUUUCUAACAAACUUUUAUAUUUAACUUCAAAUGAUAUCAAAUUACGACAAAAAGAUAAGACAUGUUCAACAAAUAAUAUAGCGUACGAUUCAUCGGAUUAUUCAUAUUUAUCAAAUGAUAAUGAUAUUAAUCGUUCAACGAAUGAUGAUUAUUAUUCACCCUCGACAGGAACAGUAGCUAUAAGAACGCCAUCAUCGUUACUCGAUGAUCAGACCACUCUCUAUUAUAAUGAUUAUCCGAGUAUAACAUCAAAUACUUACAAUCAAUUUUCAAUUGAUACUAAUCCAAAUUCGUCAUGGUUAACAUCCAACGAAUCUAACUAUCCCAUACAAUCAUUUGAACAGCAAUGUGGUUAUACAGCAACAACACCUACAACAUGUGAUAAUUACAUUAAUACGCCAAAAGUUUAUAAUACGACCGAUACAAAUAGCUCAAAUAACAAAGAUAAUCAUAAUCCUGAUUCUUUGUCGUCGUCAUCAGCGCAUAGUGACCAAUAUACGAUACAAGAACCGCCAAGGGACAGAAUAAGUCCAAAUCAAGUACUACUACAACAACACAUUAGUGAAACACGAUACAAAUGGAUGCAAGUCAAACGAAAUCCAGCUAAAACAGCAGGUAAACCAACUGAUUACAAUUAUCAAACACCAAAUACCAUUAAUAAUCUUAAUUCAAAUGCUGGACGAACAAAUUUUACGAAUAAACAAUUAACAGAAUUAGAAAAAGAAUUUCAUUUUAGUCGAUAUUUAACACGUGCAAGACGAAUUGAAAUUGCAGCAUCAUUAGGUUUAAAUGAAACACAAGUUAAAAUUUGGUUUCAAAAUCGACGAAUGAAAGCAAAAAAACGUUUACGUGAAAUUGAUGUACUGACAUUUGAAUCAAUAUAA